Molecule: messenger RNA, 2825 nt
Organism: Enhydra lutris kenyoni (northern sea otter)
Lineage: Eukaryota; Metazoa; Chordata; Mammalia; Carnivora; Mustelidae
Product: small integral membrane protein 15
Exons: 2
Coding region: 1173-1517 (114 amino acids)
Source: RefSeq, a predicted model, not a curated record
CUGGGCUGUGGCGGGACCAAGUCCGGAUUCCUGGAAACCACCCGCUUUCCGAGCCCCCCACCUCGGGCUAUUGCCCGCUGAGGCCGAGGGGUGCUUCAACGUGGCCCCCGGACAGGCGGCCGGAUGGGAUAGUAAAGCAGGAAUGAACAAGGGCGAAGCAGGGAUGGCCGGGACGUGCGGAUCGCGGUGAAGUACCAUCCGGGGCAGCUUCAGGCGCCGGGCAGGUCUGGUUUGGAGAUCAAGCCCGGUCGACCCUUUACGGAAAGAAGAGUGAUACUGAUUCCUCUAAGUGUGGAGACACGUGCGUUUGGGUCCGAAAUUGAAGUGCACGGGAGCUUUGUGGCCUGUGGACGAUAACUUUUUUGUGUUAACGGCUAAAACUUAGCCACAAACCAGGUCCUUCACUUCCCCGUUACUAUUUUUUGCAUAUUGCCUUAGUUAAUUCAUUACCGUGCUGGAGAAGCUUGAAGGAACAGAUGGGAUCUCUGUGUGGGCCUAAGAAUUCAAGGGCAGGGGGCGGAGGCUGGACUAUUUAACAAUAUACUAGCGGCACUUUAGUGUUUUCUGUUGAAAAUAGGAAGAGACCGGUGGAAGGAUAUUAAAGCCAGUGGUAAUUUCAUCGAGGUAACGGGAUUGUGGCUGAUCUAUAUUUUGUUUUGGUUUUCUGUAAAGAACACGAAUUGUAUAAUAGGGAGACCAAAAAUCCUUUAAAGAAUAAAGUGAGAUGUAGAAUUUUUAAUUAUGUACCUAACCUUACAAGUUAACGACUUUUUUAGUAUAAAAAGUUAAAAACCUAGGAAUGGAUGUGCUGUAACUUGCUGUAACUUAUCAGUGAAUUAAUUUGUCUUUUUAUAUGUCCGUGAGCUUCAUAAUUUUAUUUUUGAAGUAACUUAGUAAAAUAUUUGUAAUUACUCCAAUAGGAUUUUCUUAGAGUGCCUUUGCAAUUGUAGUAAUGAUUUUCUUCAAAUUAGGAAGAAAUAGGUAUUAAAUGUCCAUAAUGUGCCAGGCAGUUUUACAUGUCAUUUAUAGGUUGCAAGUAGACAGUUUUUGAAAUUGUCCAUUUGAAAGUAUUUUAAAGUUAUCCUGAAAGUUGUGACUUAAAACUUUUUUUCUUUUAUCUGUUCUUUUCAACCCACCCAGUAUGUAAAAUUUAAACCUUCUCUCACGAGUGUAUGGUAGAGCUAAAAAAGAAGACGACAAACAAGCAAGGGUCAUCUGAAAUUGUAAUUGGCCCAUUAAUAAUCCCAGGACAAAGUUGGAAAGAAGUACUCAAGCAUAAGACAGCUACAAAGAUGUUUGAUAUAAAGGCUUGGGCUGAGUAUGUUGUGGAAUGGGCUGCAAAGGACCCAUAUGGCUUCCUUACAACAGUUAUCCUGGCCCUUACUCCAUUGUUUCUAGCAAGUGCAGUACUGUCCUGGAAAUUGGCCAAGAUGAUUGAGGCCAGGGAAAAGGAGCAAAAGAAGAAACAAAAACGUCAAGAAAAUAUUGCAAAAGCUAAACGACUAAAAAAGGAUUGAAGGAAUGAACAAACAGGCUAUAGAACCAGAAGAAUAUAAUUUGGAAAAUUAAUGCAGUGUUGAAAGGACCCACUAAGGUUUCUUUUCUGGUUUUUAUGGCAGUAAUUUGUUGUAAACAAAGUUGGAGCACCUGUAAGAAUCAUGUUAGUUAUGACCUCUACUGCAGCAACUUUUAGAUUUUGGUGUAGAAGUCUGUUGACAGUUACUGUAAACUGGCAUUUAUUAUGCUGUAAAUUCUUUAUAAUUGACUUAGUCAUUUGCCACUUUGCAGCUUAUGUUCUGAAAUGAAAAUAGCCUGUGGAGAAAAAUGACUAUACAUUAUGAACUCUAUUCAAAUAAUGGCUUAGAAUGGGGUCCUGUUCAGGACAAAGGGACUUGAGAAUGUAAAAAUCAAAACUGUCCUGAGGUGAAAGUGUGCUUUGGCUUAAAAAGGCAUAUAGUAUAUUAUUUACAUCUUUUAUUAUUAUUGCUUCUUUCUUGGAAUAGAAUAAUUUCUGGCUUUCUCAAAGCCACAUACUAACCAAUGACCAUGUUUUGCAUUUUCUCAUUAGCCUUUGAGAUAAUUAUCAGACAUUCUGCUUUUAAAAAUCUCGUUUUAUAAAGAAUUCUCCUAUUGGCUAUGUAGAAUACCACCUACCAGAUAGAACAGUUUUUGUACUUGUAAACCUGCCAUUUUCUUAGAGAUGUCUUGUUGAGUAGAAUAAUACUAUGAUUUAAAGCUUGCAGUAAAAAUGCCAAACUUUGUGUUUCCUUGGAACAAGUUUAUUCUUUAUUGUGCUAUGUAGAAAUGUAAAGUAGUUAAAAUGUCUUACCACAUAAUUUGUUCAUUAUAUAGAUGCCACUUUUGUGUUUUUAUUCCAGUCUUCAUUUUAAUUUAUCUAAUAAUGAUAUUCUACGAUCAAGCACGUUCAUGGUGACAAUUAAAAUUUCAGACUUCUCGUAAGGAUUCUAAAAAAGUAAUAGUUAAGUCCUAUUGCAUAAGUGGUAAAACUUUAACAUUUGGAAAAAUUUCGUUCAUCAUACUAGUAAUUGGGUGAAAAAGGCAAAUUAUGUCAAAAUGAGAAUGUGUUAAAAUUAGAAAUAAAGAGCUAAAGGAUAUUUCCUUCAGCUAAGUAGUAUAACUGGAACUUUCUACUAUUAAACAUGGCUUUUAUAAAUGCACGUCUAAUAAUUUAUUUGCUGUCAGUAUAUAAUAGCUUAUUAAUAUUUUCCUCACCUCUGAUAAUGAAUUUUAAAUUAUAAAAAAUUGUCCACCAGCUUUAAUUUAAAAGUGAAACUAGAUACUGAAAUAAAUUUGAUACUUUUUUA